Dermatophagoides farinae (American house dust mite) is the source of this 820-nucleotide messenger RNA. RefSeq lists its product as uncharacterized. The record is from RefSeq and is a predicted model, not a curated record. NCBI's taxonomy places the organism in Eukaryota, Metazoa, Arthropoda, Arachnida, Sarcoptiformes, Pyroglyphidae.
AUGUCAAUGUCAAAUCUGAAUAUUGCAACAACAAAUCGGGUUAAUUCGGCAUUAUUAUCAUUUGAUGAAUUAUCAAAUAAUCAUCAUGAUAAUUAUCCAGGCCAUUCCAAUGGUGUUUCCACUACCACCAUCACCAAUUAUGGUGAUUAUCGAAUUACAUCAUCAACACCUACACCAUUUAUACCAUCAUCAUCAUUAUUAUCACCUACAUCAUCUAGACAAAAUCUUGUUCAUCUUGAAAAUUUACAAAAUCCCCCAUCAAAUAUUGAUCCAAUGGCAAUUUUUCUAUCAUCAAGAUUCGAUCAAAAACAGCCACCAACAGCAGCCACAACAUUACAAUCGAACAACAAAAACAAUCAAUCAACGCCAAUAAAGCAACAGCAGCAAAAACCAUCAACUAGCAAUGAUAAUAAUAAUAAUAAAAGAUGAAAAAUACACAAGAUUUUAGUUUUACUUGUAAACAAAUAUUGCGACAAAUUCCAUCGAUACCAACAAACAGUACAGUGCAGAAACAUUUGGAUUAUUUAAGCAGCAAAUUACAUAAUUUACCAAUCAACAAUAAUGUGGAACGGUUGAAUAUAAUCGUCGAAGAAUUAUAUAAACAGCUGAUUGAAUCUAUUUAUUUGAAUAAUUUGUCAUUAUAUAUGCAGUUCUUGAUACGUAUUCUUAGUAUUAACGUUAAAAAACAACAACCACAACCACAGCAACAAAAUGGACAAUCAAAUAAAUAUUCAAUACGUGAUGCAUUAUGGAAGAAAUGUAAUGAGGUAUUUUUCCAAAACCAAAACAAAACAACCACAGCGAAAGAUGGAGAAUCAAA